This is a messenger RNA of Prunus armeniaca (apricot), 285 nucleotides long. Lineage: Eukaryota; Viridiplantae; Streptophyta; Magnoliopsida; Rosales; Rosaceae. The record is from the annotation of a GenBank genome assembly.
AUGAUGCAAUGGCAGGUUAACAGGCAGUUCAGGAAGGACCGUGAGGCUGCCAUGACCAUAAUUCCAAAUCCAGAUGUUGUAGUCCAGCAGCUAGACCUCCCUUAUGGCCCUUCACCAAGAUUAGCAUGGCCAUACCAGGAGAACCCUAUCAUAGCAAAAAUAGCUGGAAUACCAAGGCACGGAGAGAUCCAAGCUGGACAGAGGAGAGAAGCCCUUCCAGUCCAAGAACAUGAGGCCCCAGUCUGGCCAGAAGGCCCUGCACCAGUUCAGGUCCAGCAGAACUAG